AUGGCUUUCUUUCCUCCUAAUUCUCAAUUGAUGAAUUGUGAGUCUAAUAAAAAACUUCAACCAAUUAUUAAUUUUUCUUCCAAGGAGGAUAAUGAAGAAAUUAGUGAUAAUAAUUUGCAUGAAAAUUGUUACAUUGUUGGGAUCAAAGAGUACAUAACAACUAGAAAUCUUCACUUAUCUAAGGUAAUUUCUAGAGAAAAAAGAGCAGCUGUUUUGAUAUGCCUUUUUCAAGGCCUUGAAGGUGAAAUUCGUGUAAUUUUAACCAAAAGAUCCAUGAAACUUUCCACUCAUCCAGGAGAGGUAGCAUUGCCUGGUGGAAAGAUGGAUGAAGAAGAUUUAGAUGAUUCUGCCACUGCUCUAAGAGAAGCAAAGGAGGAGAUUGGUUUGAAACCCAAUCUUGUUCAAGUCAUUACUAAUCUUGAACCAUUCAUAUCAUUGCACCUACUUACGGUUGUACCAGUAGUGGGGCUAUUGUCUAGAAUAGAAGAAUUUAAGCCUCUACUUAAUGCCGACGAAGUUGAUGCUAUUUUUGAUGUACCCUUGGAUAUAUUUCUCAAGGAAGAGAAUCAUCGACGUGUGGAAAAGGAAUGGGGAAGAUGGAAAUAUGUAUGUCACAUAUUUGAAUAUGAGUCAUCAAAGAAAGGAGUUUACCAAAUAGGGGGAUUGACAGCAAGCAUUUUGAUUCAUGCUGCAUCAAUCAUUUAUCAAACAACUCCUUCUUUUUCUGAAUAUCUUCCUGAUUUUAGUCAAUUGCAAUUCACCCUAAACAUGAAUUAA
Messenger RNA from Solanum stenotomum, 777 nucleotides. RefSeq names its product nudix hydrolase 15, mitochondrial-like. The transcript has 4 exons. Gene Ontology annotation, biological process: coenzyme A catabolic process. Gene Ontology annotation, molecular function: acetyl-CoA hydrolase activity; coenzyme A diphosphatase activity. The record is from RefSeq and is a predicted model, not a curated record. NCBI's taxonomy places the organism in Eukaryota, Viridiplantae, Streptophyta, Magnoliopsida, Solanales, Solanaceae. Bases 1 to 777 code for a protein of 258 amino acids.